This is a messenger RNA of Coregonus clupeaformis (lake whitefish), 1059 nucleotides long. RefSeq lists its product as uncharacterized. Lineage: Eukaryota; Metazoa; Chordata; Actinopteri; Salmoniformes; Salmonidae. The coding region runs from base 37 to 1059 and encodes 340 amino acids. The transcript has 10 exons. The record is from RefSeq and is a predicted model, not a curated record.
AAGCUGAUUCCCAUCCUCCCCAGUUUUAAUGAAGUCAUGCUCACCAUUGCUACCUCAAACGUUACCUGCACCAACUACCAAGUCAUUGUAAAAGGAAUGGACAGAGCUUUCCCUGAAAUGACUGAGGGUAGAAGAGAAGGAAUCGCAGGAGUCCUGCUGAAAUACCUGAGGAUAUCUGUACACCUUAUCAAUGAACCAGUUUGCAGGUUGAACAUCCACAACGACACUGACUGGCUUGCAAUCAACCUGGGUCCAUACUCCGAAUACACAACCUAUUCGGAUCUCAAAGACUUCAACAUCUCAGGGGUGGCAGUUCUAGACUCCCUCUCACCAAACCAGAAAGCUGAGCUGGUACUGGACCCAAGCACUGGCGCUCUGGAGAAUGAGACUCUUGUGAAGAAGGUUUUCAUCAGCUUGCUGGAAUCUCCAAGGGAAGAGCAGCUCAAUGAGUUCUUUGUGACUUUUGUUGAAGUCACCAAGCAGGAAAACAUCACCAUCAUCACAAACACAGCCGUAAGAGACACAAUGCUAAACCUGACCUUGAUGGCUCUUGCUCCCAAAUUUGACGUCUUUGAGCCAAAAGACUUCCAGCUGUGGUUCCAAGUCAAUCUGGUUGUUCUGCUGGCCAGCUUCAAUCCUGGCAGAUUGGUUGUUAUCCCCCUAAACAUCACCUGUGAAUCCUACAAUGCCAUAUUCACGGGUCUCGACCAAAGUUUGCAAUCUCUUCCGCCUCACCUCUCACAGGGUGUGGAGUCAAGCUUGGAAGCACUGAUGAAGACAUUCCAACGUUGCUCAAGGCCUCCAGCUUUAAUUGUGUGCAAAGAAACAUUGGUCAAUGAGAAACAACUUUGUGCUGGAUUUAACAGCACACAACUGAAGCAACAGAUGUCCUUUGGCAAUUCCUCUGAAUCCCUUUGCAAUUUCAACGUCUCUGAAUAUGCCUGUUCCUCAGUAAGCUUUUUAAACUCAUCACUGAAUGUUGUCAGUAGCAACAGCCACAUUUCUCUCAUCCGCAUCGUCUUUGUUGAUGUUACUCAUGUUGAUGUCACAGUUGUCUAA